This is a messenger RNA of Fonsecaea pedrosoi CBS 271.37, 1302 nucleotides long. RefSeq lists its product as uncharacterized. The transcript has a single exon. Gene Ontology annotation, molecular function: FAD binding; monooxygenase activity. Lineage: Eukaryota; Fungi; Ascomycota; Eurotiomycetes; Chaetothyriales; Herpotrichiellaceae. The coding region runs from base 1 to 1302 and encodes 433 amino acids. The record is from RefSeq and is a predicted model, not a curated record.
AUGACCGCGUCACCCCCGCCCAGCUCUUCGAUUGCCGUCAUUGGCGCCGGCUUGACGGGCCUUUCCAUCACUUUGUCCCUUUUGCACCACCAGCUCUCCGACCCUUCCAACAUCACCGUCUACGACUUCCGCCGCGCCGACACCCCCGACCCGGCCAACUCAUCCGGCGUGGUCCUCACGCCCAACGGUCUGCGCGUGCUCGACUCACUGGGUGUCCUCGCGCAGAUCUCGUCGAGAUGCUGGCUCUCCGAGUAUCGCACGUACAAGAACGAACGUGACGAGACGACCCGAAAGACACUCAUCACCAACGAGGCACUCUACGGGUACAAGAACCACCGGUUAUGGCGGCGAAUCUUGGUGGAAACGAUGCUGGGCAUGGUGAGGGAGCGAGGCGUCAGGGUGUGUUGGGGGGCGAGGUUCGAAGGUGUAGUGAACGAAGACGAAGGCGGUGUCAGUUUCAAGGUCGGCGGGCGGGUUGAAUCAGUUGGAAUGUUGAUCGGAGCCGAUGGGAUUCACUCUUCGGUGAGGAAAUAUGUCAGUCCAGACGAUCCCGGUCCCGAGUACACGGGAGUCGCAGGUGUCCUGAGCCAUAUUCCCUGGAACUCCGUUGAGUGGCCGUACGAGAACUACGAGCGCGCAUGCACGAUUCAGGGAAAGCCGGGAGCAUUGGUCCUGAUGCCUGAAGACCGAGAAGGAAGCAUGGUCAUGGUUGCAAUGCAGGUCAGAAUGGAAGACCGUAGCCGUGAGGUGUGGGAAGCGCUUGCGCAGGACAAAGAGUUUCUGCGUGAUUUCUAUCUAAACACUCGAGACAAAUGGGAGAGCUCAACAGCAAAGGGGAUCAUUGACGCUGUCUGUCGAUAUGUCGACACAACCUUUCUGUGGCCCUUCAUGCGAAUGGCACCGUUGAAAAAAUGGUAUUCGGAAAAAGCUGGCAGGGUCCUGAUCAUGGGCGAUGCCGCUCACGCAUUGCCCCCAAGCAGUGGCCAGGGUGUGAAUCAGGCCUUGGAGGACGUGUACGUUCUGACGCGGUUGCUGCUUUUACUCAAGUCGAGGCCGACACUGGAGCUCAAGAAUGUAUUGGCGUUCUGGCAAUCCCUGCGUCAGGCACGUGUGGAUGCAGUCUUUGACUGGGCAACAAACAAGACCAAUGUCCAGCGAUUACCCAUGGCGGACAGAGAGAAGCUCGUGCGCGAGGGGAAGGUGGUAGAUGCGAGUAGUGUUGACAACUUUGACGACAUGCGGUGGCUCUAUCAGCCCGACACUGACAAUAUUAUUGACACAUGGAUAGUCCAUCAGGUAUGA